Messenger RNA from Meloidogyne enterolobii, 817 nucleotides. Lineage: Eukaryota; Metazoa; Nematoda; Chromadorea; Rhabditida; Meloidogynidae. The record is from the annotation of a GenBank genome assembly.
AUUUGCAAUUCUGCUCACACUAACUACAAUUUUUUUCUGGCCAAAAGGUGAAGAUACGAGCAAGAUUCGACACCGACACCACUUGUACGACAUUCUCACUUUAACGCUUUUUCUGCACGAGAUCACAAGAGGUGCCGUUACAAGUGGAGGCCCAAUUUAAUUUACUAUAAAAGGUCUACUUCCCUACCCACUAAAUUAAUCAACUCUACAUUCACCACUGAUCACCAAAGCCGUCUUCAUUGUCAACUAUCAAAUGGCUCAGGCUCAGCGCGCAACUUGUCCCGAAUGCAGGGCGGAGGUCGGAAGCCAGCCUACAAUCUUCGCUCAGGGGCAGCUUUGGUGUUCGAGAACCGUCCCUACUGCCUGGAAUGCCAUGCUAAUCGCCGCAAUCCAAGAUGUGCCCUCGAGACUUGCCAACAGGUCCUGGCUGGAGAGGUCUACUUCGCUUUGGACAACUACUGGCACCCGCAAUGCUUUCGCUGUGAAGGAUGUUCUCGUCCAUUGGAAGGCGGAAACUACUACUUGGUGGAUAAUCGACCAUAUGACUUGGCCUGUCACUGGGGAAGGCGUCUCGCUCUUCAGAACAGAAACGACCAGCUCUGAUUCUGCUCUCUCACAAUGAUGUCUUCGAUGCUUCAAACAGGAUCAAAUGCUAAUAAUGAAGGAUGCUAAUAAGAAUGUUGAUAUUCUCUAAAUAGAUAUAUGUAUUUUUGUGAUUGUAUAUAGAUUAUUGUAUGUAUGUAAAUUGUUGAUUGUUUAUAUUGUAUAUAAAUUAGUUUUGUAUUCGUGGUUAGAAUUUUGGAAAAUGAAAUUUUGC